This is a messenger RNA of Drosophila bipectinata, 826 nucleotides long. Its product is annotated as tetra-peptide repeat homeobox protein 1-like. NCBI's taxonomy places the organism in Eukaryota, Metazoa, Arthropoda, Insecta, Diptera, Drosophilidae. The record is from RefSeq and is a predicted model, not a curated record.
UAAGUAAUUUACUUGACUGCUAUUACAGAGAUUAUUUUUAGAUAAAUUUUGAAGUAUUCUUUAUAGUGAAAAUUUAACUUGACACUUAAGUAUAAAAAGAUGGUCUGUUUCUAACCAAAUCAUCAGUUGCAUCCUACUCAUACCCUGCGCACAUUCUAAAUUUUUAACAUGGCCUUCCAUUACAUUUUUGUAUUCAGUGCUCUAGUGGUCCUGGCUAACGGAUCUUAUGCACCUUCUGGACCCGCUGUCGGAGGACCCCUUCCCACUCCUGGCGGUGUUUUGCCAGGAGCCCCGGUAGUUGGAGCCCCGCGUCCAGUGGUUUCCCAGCCACAGCUUCCAGCCACCAGUCCUGUCUUACCCAUCGCCCCAGUCGGAGGACCAGGACGAGUUUCGGGCUACGGCGUUGCGGGACCACGUUCUUAUGGUGGUUCUCCGCGCAUACCUAUUGGUGCUCCCAUUAGUCGUCCUAUUGGUGGACCAAUCGCCGGCCCUAUUGGGGGACCGAUCACAGUUCCAGUUGGAGGACCCAUUAAUGGUGGACUCACUAGUGUUCCCCCAAGCAGACCUAUUGUUCGUCCGGUUGGAGGACCAAUUACUACUCCUCUUGGUGGACCCAUUGUUCGUCCUGUAAGCGGUCCCAUCACAGCUCCUAUUGGCAGCCCAAUCUCUGUUCCCGUUGGUGGACCCAAUGUUCGUCCAGUUAAUGGAAACGGCCGCCCAUUUGGUUGCAUUCGUAAACCAUAUUAAUACUUUCAAGGGACCAUCAGCCAUCAUAUCAUUUUUCAAUACUAUUCGUUUCUAAAAAUUAUUUAAUCAGCAAAUAAAA